Molecule: messenger RNA, 1054 nt
Organism: Suillus clintonianus
Lineage: Eukaryota; Fungi; Basidiomycota; Agaricomycetes; Boletales; Suillaceae
Exons: 5
Coding region: 234-866 (210 amino acids)
Biological process (GO): rRNA catabolic process; nuclear-transcribed mRNA catabolic process
Cellular component (GO): nucleus
Molecular function (GO): RNA binding; 5'-3' RNA exonuclease activity
Source: RefSeq, a predicted model, not a curated record
ACAUGGUUCGAUUUCGUAAGCAACGGUAUGGCGUCUCUGGUGUCGUUGAAGUGUCUUUGAAGUGUCAGUUCAGCACGUCGAACGUGAGGCCGAAGCAGACCUGCUGCCCUAUGAGACCAUCGUACGGGCUUUACACAAGGACCACGACGACUCUGUAGAAGCAUCCCGUCCCCUCUUUCGUCUUAACGUCAGAUCUUAAGCUGGGCAAACCUUUCCAUCCUUUUGAACAAUUGAUGGGCGUUCUCCCCGCCGCGAGUAUGGAUCACAUUCAGCAAGCAUAUCAAGACCUAAUGUACGAUUCAAAUUCACCGAUAUUGGACUUCUACCCCAUCGAAUUCGAGCAAGACCUAAAUGGGAAGAAACAAGAGUGGGAAGCGAUCGUCAAGAUUCCCUUCAUUGAUGAGGAGCGGCUGUUACGAGCAAUGAAUUCCCGGGCACAUAGGCUAACUCCAGAAGAACGCCGCCGCAAUGACUUCGGAACCAGUACCAAAUUUUCCUUCAAUCCUGGAGAGUCCACCGUCUAUCCUUCAUCGUUGCCAGACUUCUUCCCUCCCAUAUAUCGUUUCACGUGCAAGAUGGAAUCCUUCGAUCUACCAACUCUUGACGGACUCCAUCUCGUGCCUGGACUGUGUGAAGGUGUAUGGGUCCGGAGGAUUAAAGCGGCUCGCGACAUGACCAGCGAAGCUCCAACAAUCUCACUACUGAACGCAAACCAAGUGCCCUCGUUCGUUCACCACCCCAAGUCCAAGACAACAGCCUUAGCCGCCAGCUUUCGGAGACCCUAUUGGGUGUCAAGGGUUCUAUGCUCAGACAAAAGAACAGCCCACCGCCAGAAGUUAAGGAAGAGAAUCCCCUUGCACGCCUGAAGCUUCUUCUCAUCGUAUCCUUCCUGACGCUGCACAUUUUGAACUUCGCAACCACUCUCACACCCGCGACCAUCUCGAGGCACCAGACUCAGACCUUGAUCGACUCUGCAGUGAGCGAGUACUCGGUGGUGCACAAAGUCGACAUUACGGCUCCUGCCAUUGUCAGUGUGCUCGCCGACCUUGCCGCU